Molecule: messenger RNA, 110 nt
Organism: Cylicostephanus goldi
Lineage: Eukaryota; Metazoa; Nematoda; Chromadorea; Rhabditida; Strongylidae
Source: the annotation of a GenBank genome assembly
AUGCGCGUUGUGAGAGGACAGGUAUGGAAUCUGCAUGAAUGUCUUGUCAGGAACGAACCUCCGGCCGCAUUACAACACAAAGAGCCGAUUUUGGUCACCAGAAGGUGAGU